This is a messenger RNA of Musa acuminata AAA Group (dessert banana), 1311 nucleotides long. Its product is annotated as hydroxycinnamoyltransferase 1-like. The transcript has 2 exons. Gene Ontology annotation, molecular function: acyltransferase activity, transferring groups other than amino-acyl groups. NCBI's taxonomy places the organism in Eukaryota, Viridiplantae, Streptophyta, Magnoliopsida, Zingiberales, Musaceae. Bases 285 to 1178 code for a protein of 297 amino acids. The record is from RefSeq and is a predicted model, not a curated record.
GUCGAUCCUCUCUUCUAUUCAAACCUUGGGGACUAGUUUUUAACCUUGGGGAGUGGGAAUAGUUGUUUGCGUAGGGUCGACGAUUGAUGUUGAUGGACCUGUACGUCCUUCAGGGUUCGUUUAUGUAGACUGGCGUAAUUGGAGGGAUUAAUGUUCUCUGCGGUGGGUUGUGGGGAUUCAGAGUAUAUACUGAGAGUAGUUGUUGACACAGGACGUAGACGUCACUGUCCUAGCGCUGUAAAAUCCAUGGCAGCACCUGGUACAAGAUUCAUCACUCGGCAAACAUGGUGGUUCGAGUGCUGAACUCAUGCCUUGUGGCCCCGGAGGAGGAGACCCCAAGGCUAUCCAUCUGGCUCUCAACCUUGGAUCUGUUUCAGAUUCGGUCUCACGUUCCCACCGUCUACUUCUACCGGCCGCCCAUCCAAGGAGACGGCUCCGGUUUCUUCUCCCCGGAGGUGCUUAAAGCUGGCCUGCGCAAAGCGCUGGUGCCGUUCUAUCUCUUCGCCGGCCGGAUCGGAACCGACGAUACUGGCCGGACGGAGAUCGAGUGCAAUGGGAAGGGCGUGCUGUUUGUGGAGGCCAAGGCGGAGGAGCUCACCAUCGACAAGUUCGGCGAUUUCGCACCCUCGCCGGAGUGCAGGCGAAUGCUAAUACCCACUGUAGAUCCUGGUGAAGGGGACGAUGCCAUCCCUCUACUGCUGCUUCAGGUGACAUAUUUGAAGUGUGGACUGGUGUGCCUGGGGGUCGGCGCGCACCACCUGGUCUCCGACGGUGUCGCCUCCCUUCUCUUCAUCAAUGCAUGGUCCGACAUCACCAGGGGCAUCGAACCCGCGGUGCCGCCCUUCCUCGACCAGUCCCUCCUCCUGCCUCGAUCCCCGCCUUCCGUCCGCUUCCCCCACGUCGAGUUCAAGCGCUAUGCUGCCGGCAUCCACACCUACGCCGACAUGCCUGCCAUCUCAACCGCCAUUCUCGAGCUCACAGCCGACCAGAUCGCAGCGCUUAAGCGCUCGUGCGCCGCGACGAUGCCCUCGCCCCGGCGCGUCACCACCUACGAGGCGGUGGCCGCGCACGUCUGGCGCCAAGCAUGCAUGGCCCGCCGUCUGGACGCCCACAGCGAGACCAGGGUCUACAUCACGACCGACGCCCGUCGUUGCCGGAGGGCUACAUCGGUAACGUGAUAUUCCCGACCGUGGCGAUCGCGGCGGUCGGCGACGUGGUGUCAGAGCGGCCCGGGGACGUCGCGAGCAGGAUCCACCGCGCCACCGCGAUCGCGGACGACGAGUACCUGCGCUCGGCGCUGGACUUCUUGGA